Molecule: messenger RNA, 397 nt
Organism: Rhagoletis zephyria (snowberry fruit fly)
Lineage: Eukaryota; Metazoa; Arthropoda; Insecta; Diptera; Tephritidae
Source: RefSeq, a predicted model, not a curated record
AUGUACAUAAUUAAAUGUUUUUCAGUGAAUUGCGAGCAAAGAGGUAUAAAUCCCGAUUUCGUGCUCGACAACGAAGAGCUGGAAGGGGUUUCUCGAGACGCAGGCCCACCAGCAGAAAGCAGUUCUGAUGCGGAUCCAUCUACGAAUGAUGAUGUGCCAAGUUGUGCUCCUAAGCGAAGGAAAGUAGGAUCCAAUGAGCGCACGUACGAAAAAAUUGAGGAAAUGGCAAAGGAAAGAAAGGAGUACCAUUCCAAGAUUUUGGAGCUGUUGGAGAGAAAAGAAGAGAGAGCACAACGGAAAGAGGAGAUGGCACAGAGGAAGGAAGAGAUGGCACGAAAGAAGUUGGAGUUGCUAGAGGCUCUCGUCAAGCAAAAUAAGCAUUAAUACUCAACCUAUU